CUCAGAAUGAAAUGAUCACCGGCACCGUUACAUCUACACUGACGCUUUUCACCCACAGCAUGACCAUGAAGAAGAGCAAACCGAUUGCUCUGGACCGGCGCGAUAUUCAUUCCCUGCUGGAUGUGAUCGGCGGCUUCGGUGCCGUAGUCGCCGUGGGGAUCAUUGGCAUGCUGUCGGUGUGCGCCGCGUUCUUCAUUUACCGAUCCUUUAGAGGUCAGCGCGGGAAGGGUGGCGAGAAUAACGGCAACGAAACGACGAUAGCGACGGGAGAAGGGAGCACGGCUCGGAGGAAAAGAGAGAGGGAUGAUCGACCUACCGAGUCAACAGGAGAAUGUCAGGGUGAAAAGCAGAAGAAGUGCAGUAACCUCUCAUCCACAGACAACAUGCUCCUUCCUACUGAGGUGCCAGAGAAAGACCUGAAUGAAAGCACUCUUAAGGAUUUGGAGGAGAUUACAGAUGAGCUCCUAUCAGACUUCGAACCCGAAAUGGGAGAAAAAACGGCUUCUGAUCUGGAUCAGUGUGUAGAAAUGGAUCCUGAUGAAAACACGGAAUGUGAGGAACAUAUUCAGUAUGAGGAUGAUGAUGGACGUGAGGUUUUGGCUGAUGUGAGUGUAGGUUUGACAGAAUUGGACAUCCAAUGCAGUUCUGUCGAGAAGGAAAUUGAGGAAUACCUUGACAAGUCUGUGAGUUUGGACACGGAUGAGCUGUCUGAAACUGAAAGCGCUCGGGAGAUCAUUUUUCAGAGACAUCAAUAUCACAUCACAACUCAAAGUAAUUAUUCUCCAGACCAAGCCCCAUCCAAUCCCAGCAAGAUCCAAUUAGAGGAAAACAGCAAGACGUCAGCGAUGGAAGAAGUGGAGAACACCAGCAAGAAGUUUGAACACCAUCAUGAUUGCCGUUUUCCACGAACAAAUAACUUUGAUUGCUGUUGCUGUGAUAAGAAGACAGAUACGAUGGAGAAAAUAAAAGGCCAGCCAUGGUUUCACACUGGAAGCUACGCCACAGACGCCAUAAACCUGAGCCCAGCUGUGGAGACCAUGGUUAACCACAGCAGCAGGUUUGACUUCCAGAACUACUUGGGUUUCCAAACGGAUAAUACGUUCAUGGGUGGGUCUUCAACACAGAUGAGCCUCUCACAAGAGAAGAAAACCGACGAAGAGGGUGCGUCAGUGCAGAAGAAACACGAAAAGAAUGAAAUCAGUAUCAUGGACGCUAUUAUGGACAAUAAUGAGUGGCUAAACGUAGAUGCAUCAGAGUUCAGAGAUCUUCCUUGGCUUUCGCCAACUGCAAGUGAAGAAAAAGAAGGGCAAGUCAAGACCGGUUUAGCCAAAGACGAUGAAGAACCGGUGAGUAAAAGAGUAGCGACUGUUCCGCCUUUAUCUCAAACGGUUAACGUGACCUUCAGGAUUCACUACAUCACAUAUUCUCCUAACCAGCUGGUGGCUGUUACCGGGAGCCUGCAGGAAUUGGGGGCCUGGGAGAGAUUUGUUCCACUGCGGAAAGCCAAGCACGGGUUCUGGGCCAACACUAUCAGCCUCCCUGUGGAGAGCCAGGUGGAGUGGAAGUUCAUCCUGGUGGAUGAUGGAAGGAUCUCUCGCUGGGAGGAGUGUGGAAACCGCUAUCUCUUUUUAACAAGCCAAGAUGAAGACAUCUAUCUUGACAAGUGCUGGGGAUGUUGUUGAACUCAGAGGUGACUAUCUUCUAGGGCUGCACAAUUAAUUAAAAUAAAAUUGAAAAUUGCAAUAUGGCUGUGGUUUAAGUAAAUAAAUAUAAGCGCUGUGUGUUUCAGAGUGAAGCGAGCGGCAAUGUGUUUUUACAAGUGACCAGUUUAUUCGGAGCAUCUCAUUGCGGUAAAUGCCGCUUUUUUACACCAUCUCCAUCUCUGCAUCUGCUCUAAUUUUUGGUCGCUUUAGUAGUAAAUUGGGAAUGGAACAUCCUCCAACCAUCUUCCCAUAUUUGUAAUUGGAAACGCUUGUUAACAAAAAAGAAGCUCGCUGCGGUUUUCUGUCAAAAUAAAAGUUUAUUUGAUUUUUUUUUAAAUAAAG
Sinocyclocheilus anshuiensis is the source of this 2045-nucleotide messenger RNA. It is a transcript of the gene stbd1, whose product is annotated as starch binding domain 1. NCBI's taxonomy places the organism in Eukaryota, Metazoa, Chordata, Actinopteri, Cypriniformes, Cyprinidae. Gene Ontology annotation, molecular function: starch binding. The transcript is spliced from 2 exons. The coding region runs from base 12 to 1682 and encodes 556 amino acids. The record is from RefSeq and is a predicted model, not a curated record. Gene Ontology annotation, cellular component: membrane.